Lepisosteus oculatus (spotted gar) is the source of this 3544-nucleotide messenger RNA. RefSeq names its product solute carrier family 35 member A3a (gene slc35a3a). Gene Ontology annotation, molecular function: UDP-galactose transmembrane transporter activity. Gene Ontology annotation, cellular component: Golgi membrane. The record is from RefSeq and is a predicted model, not a curated record. Gene Ontology annotation, biological process: pyrimidine nucleotide-sugar transmembrane transport. Lineage: Eukaryota; Metazoa; Chordata; Actinopteri; Semionotiformes; Lepisosteidae.
GGGAUCGCCUUUUUAUUUUGCGCACCUAAGCGGAGAGGCCCUGGGAGUGUAAGCAGUGAUGAAGUUACAGCACUGCAUGCAGAUGCUCAACUUCCGUAUUAAUGUUAUUUACGUAUGUUGCAUUUCCUAAGCGCUUUAAUUUAAACCCGUCCCCACUGUAUCGGCAUUAACGGUGCUUAACGAGCCUUAUUGCACGGACGAUCCGCCCUUCUAAGUAGCGACUAGGUCGUGCUCACGGUUUAGGGACGAUAACACUUGGGGGAAACGGGGAGGCGAUGCGUUAAACUUCGUAUUGGUGAAUAACUAGACUGCUCCGCAGGGCUGUUAAUUUCUUAAAAAAAGAAGACUAAUUUCUGAGUAGAAACCUGCUGCGGGAGGGGGAAGAGGGACACGGGGGACAGUGGGUGACUGUGUGGAUUUUACACGUUGCUGCCACGCCUCCGCCCUGCACACGUCAGACCGCGGCUGCAGGGAGCGGGGCGGCGUGAGGCCGGUUCCUGGUUACGUGUUUGACUUUGGGGAGCGAAAUGUGUCAGUCCUCCUUCCAGAUACUGGGGAGGAGGAGUGAUCGGUUUUCCACAUCCUGUACAGUUGAAAAGACAGGGGGCCCACAGGUGCUCGUUAGCUGAACCGGAGCUGCUGUUGGAAGAGAGACCUUUCUGCGAGAAGCCUCCCACUCAGGUCGUGGAGGAAACCACACUCUUAGCGGGAAGGUUAACGGGGAUAGAUCUGAGUAUAACAUAAUGUAUAUCAAAUGCAAUAGCGUUUUAACUACCCGAGAUGCACGUUUCGGGAUCUUCUGGGAAGGCCAAGCGAUGCCCACGUGGAUCCUGGAGUAAGAAGCGCGGAUUCGAGUAACUCUGCUGUCCCGUCUGCGGAGGUCUCUGGACUGGGCUUCGCUCGCAUUGCUUGGUUUCUCCACACCUCGAUCACCCCCAAUGAUCGUCCUCUCGGCUGCUUCUUCGGGGUGUACCGCCUUCCGCUAAAUGCCAUGGAGUCCGAGGAGCUAGAGUCUGAAGAGGUGCUUAUUAUGGUGAGCGAGGAAGUAGCAACCGUUCAGAGACAAUGCUACUGAAAAACUACCCCCCGGGAAGCUUUUCAGUCUGCACUCGCUGAUCGAGAGGAGAAACGUCUUUUUCGCUUUGAAUUCGCUUCAAGCUCAAGUUGGGAAGGUGGUACGUAGAAACAGAGGCUGAUCCGGGGGAGUCAAUGUCGUCGCGGCUCAAGUACAUGUCCCUGGGGGUGCUGGUCUUCCAGACCACCAGCCUGGUGCUGACGAUGAGGUACUCCCGCACGCUGCAGGAGGAGGGCCCACGCUACCUGGCCUCCUCCGCCGUCGUCUCUGCCGAGGUCCUCAAGAUCGCCGUCUGCGUGCUGCUGGUCUUCAAGGACACCAGCUACAGCGUGCGCGCCCUGAACCGGCUGCUGAGAGACGAGAUCGUGCACAAGCCCAUGGAGACGCUGAAGCUGGCCAUCCCCUCGGGCAUCUACACCCUGCAGAACAACCUGCUGUACGUGGCGCUUUCCAACCUGGAUGCAGCCACUUACCAGGUGACGUACCAGCUGAAGAUCCUGACCACCGCGCUGUUCUCCGUCUCCAUGCUGGGGAAGCGGCUCGGCGUGUACCAGUGGCUGUCGCUCCUCAUCCUCAUGGCCGGAGUCGUGCUCGUCCAGUGGCCCUCAGACGACGGCGCAGCAGGGGGGCAGAAGGAGCUGUCGGCGGGAUCCCAGCUGGUCGGCGUGUUGGCGGUGUUCGUCGCCUGCUUCUCCAGCGGGUUCGCGGGCGUCUACUUCGAGAAGAUCUUAAAGGAGACCAAGCAGAGCGUCUGGAUCAGGAACAUCCAGCUGGGCCUGUUCGGCACGAUGUUCGGGCUGAUGGGCAUGAUGGUGUUCGAUGGGCAGCGCGUGAGGCAGUCCGGGGUGUUCCAGGGCUACAGCAGGCUCACCUGUGUCGUCGUCUCCCUGCAGGCUCUGGGAGGGCUGGUGGUCGCUGCUGUGAUUAAGUACGCAGACAACAUCCUGAAGGGCUUUGCUACCUCCCUGUCCAUCAUCCUCUCCACCCUCAUCUCCUACUUCUGGCUGCAGGACUUCGACCCCACCAGCGUGUUUUUCCUGGGUGCGGUCCUGGUCAUCUCCGCCACCUUCCUGUAUGGCUACGAGGGGAAGCCAGCCCCCAACCCUAGCCGGGCAUAGCGCAGGUGAGGCGGGUCCCCGGGGUGCCCCCCCAGGCUGGGGGGCAAGGCACGCUCACAGAGGGCACACGGACCUCGGUGCACAGCGGCGCGAAAACCGCUGCCCGCUGCGCCCAGUCAAUCCUACAAGAGGCUGCGCCAUUCGGCUCUCGCUGGGCUGCUGGGGUCUGCAGGUUCACUGGACACCUGGGAGUGCGGACACGCUGGAUUUUGACAGGAAUGCCGCCACUCGCAAGCGGACACGGAUGGGGAGCCCCCGGAUAUCCGAGUUGCUGGCGUGGCAAAGAGCCCGUUCCGCUUGUCCCAGCGCCGGGAAUCACUGUAGCUGCGCAUCGGCAAGCUGGAUGUGUCCGCCGGCUUUUUUUACAUUUCAGAAUCAAGGCGGCGUUUUUUUGUUAGUUUUGGGGAGGGGGAUUUUUUUAAACGAUAUAAUGAUUGUUACAUUUUUUUUUAAAAAAGGCCAAAUUUGUUUUAUUUUGUCGUGACGGUUUUAGUUUCACUGGAGGUGGGGGAUGGUGUGGGGUGACUGGGGGCACAGGGGUGCAGGUGAGGUUGAGUGCCGGACUGGGGCUCUUCCCUGUGUGGCCCAGGCUGGCGUUCUCCUUGAAUAGCUGCUUCAGGCCGAGGAUUGAAGAGCCUUUCAGAAGUCGGUUGUGCAGUUCAUCCCGUUUCUAUGAGGUGCAUCUGUCCGAGGGGCUGUAAUUCUUGUGAGCAAUCGAUUCCCACAGGAGGAUUUGCAAAGAAUGCUGCAGUCGAUAGGAUUGUUACAUUAUUAGGCAUCCAGCUUUUUUUAACAUGGUUGAGAAGUUCCUACCACGGAUCAAACCCCUACCCUCAUUCUACCUGGGCAUCAAGCGGUUGGUAUUCUUAAUACCCAAUUGUGUACCCGGUGCUCUCAUCCAGUGCAGUUAAUGAUACAGUACAGUCGACAGAUGAGAGGCACCCCAAGUCUGCAUGAAGUAAAAAUAAAAACUUUUCAAAGUGCGUCAGACACAUGAAAGCAUAGUGCACUGAUUUCCACCUGUGUCAAAUGGCUGGGGAAUGUAGCUUGGUUGGCACGAGAAAGCGAUCAUAAGCACAAAACCUAGUUACAGCUGGUUCAAAUAAUCCGUUAUUCCUUUGAACAGGCUGCACUACACAAAGGACGAGGGGCUCGACUCUGGAAAAUAGGCUGUAAAACGUCAGCUAGACAGGGAAUUAACUACAGCCAUGUCCUUUUAAGUGGAGAUUUUGGGAGAUGUGGGCCGUGCUUUUAUGUAAUUGUCAUUUUGUUAAUGUAUUUGAGAGAAAUAUUGUUUAUAAAGAAUACAGAAUAUUGAAAACCCAUUAAACCCUUUCCCGUUUGUUCACUG